AUGAAACGCCUCUUGUCCUACGAUACUGCAAGAUGCAUACAGGAACGCGGCGAUUUUGCACCCACUUCCCUGCACUCCAUGCACUGGCUGUCACUCUUAUCAGCGCUUGGUCCCAGAUGCCGUUUUCUUUUGAUCUUAUAUAAGGUCAGGUCAAUCGCCGGAUGCUGGCCUGCUUUCUUCUUUGUUUGUCUCUACACAUACUUUUACACAAUGCCUGAGAAGGAACUUAAUUACAUCACCUCGCGUGAGCAGGCCUCCAACGAGAAGGAUGGUGGAGUCUACAUCGAUGCCUUCGACGCUCAGGAUACUAAGGAGCCAAUGACCAGAUGGGAAUCGUUCAAGGAUGGUUUCCGUAGAUUUGACGAGAAGGACUUGGGUCUCGACCCUAACUUGUCGGAGGUCGAGAGAGCUGCUAUCAUUACUGCUAACUCUCCUUUGUCCAGAUCCUUGAAGUCCAGACACUUGCAAAUGAUUGCCAUUGGUGGUGCCAUUGGUACUGGUUUGUUUAUUGGUUCUGGUAAGGUGUUGAGACAAGGUGGUCCCGCCUCCGUCUUAAUUGCCUACUCGUUGAUUGGAAGUAUGAUCUUCUCUACUGUGCAUGCUUUGGGUGAGUUGGCUAUCACUUUCCCUGUUUCCGGUGCCUUCGUCACUUACAACACUAGAUUCAUUGACCCAUCUUGGGGUUUCGCCAUGGCUUGGAACUACGCCUUGCAAUGGUUGGUCGUUUUGCCUUUGGAAUUGGUCGCUGCUGCUAUCACCGUCCAAUUCUGGGACACGAAAACAAAUCCAGCUGCCUACUGUGCCAUCUUCUAUGUUCUUAUUAUUGUCAUUAACUUCUUCGGUGUUAAAGGUUACGGUGAAGCCGAAUUCGUCUUCUCCCUCAUUAAGGUUGUUGCCGUCAUUGGUUUUAUCAUCUUGAGUAUCGUUUUGGUUUGUGGUGGUGGUCCAAAGGGUGGAUACAUCGGUGGUAAAUACUGGCACAACCCUGGUGCUUUUAACAACGGUUUCAAGGGUCUUUGUUCUGUCUUUGUCACUGCUGCUUUCGCUUUUGCUGGUACUGAGUUGGUCGGUUUGGCUGCUGCUGAGUCCGCUAACCCAAGAAAGUCUAUGCCAAAGGCUAUCAAGCAAGUCUUCUGGAGAAUUACUUUGUUCUACAUCGUCUCUUUGAUUUUGGUUGGUUUGCUUGUUCCUUACAACAACCCUGAAUUAGCCAAGGGAGACGGUACCGCUCGUUACUCUCCUUUCGUCAUCGCUAUUCAAAACGCUGGAAUCGGUGGUUUGCCAUCUGUCAUGAAUGUCGUCAUUAUGAUCGCAGUUUUGUCUGUUGGUAACUCUUCCGUUUUCGGCUCUUCUAGAACAUUGGCUGCUUUGGCCGCAGCUGGUCAAGCUCCAAAGAUUUUCAACUACAUUGACAAGAAGGGUAGACCAUUGUUUGGUAUCAUUCUUCAAGCUCUCUUUGGUUUGAUCUGUUUCGUCUCUGCCUCUGGCAAACAAGGUGAAGCUUUCAACUGGAUGUUGGCUAUCUCUGGUUUGUCGUCUCUUUUCACUUGGGGCUCCAUCUGUUUCUGCCAUAUCAGAUUCAGACGCGCUUUGAAAGUUCAAGGUAGAGGCACUGAUGAGCUUGCCUUCAAGUCUCAAGCUGGUGUCAUUGGUUCUUACUACGGUGUCAUCUUGAACAUUUUGGUCAUCAUUGCUCAAUUCUGGGUCGCAUUAUUCCCUAUUGGAGGUAAGCCCGAUGCCAGUGACUUUUUCUCUGCAUUCUUGUCCUUCCCUGUCGUUAUGGCAUUUUACAUUGGUCACAAGAUUUGGAGAAAAAACUGGAAGUUCUACAUUAGAGCCAAGGACAUUGACAUUGACACCGGUAGAAGAGAGUUGGACUUGGACCUUUUGAAGCAAGAGCUUGCAGAGGAGAAAGCUAUUCUUGCCGCCAAGCCAUUCUACUACAGAGCUUGGGCUUUCUUGUGCUAA
Molecule: messenger RNA, 1968 nt
Organism: Australozyma saopauloensis
Lineage: Eukaryota; Fungi; Ascomycota; Pichiomycetes; Serinales; Metschnikowiaceae
Product: amino acid permease
Exons: 1
Coding region: 1-1968 (655 amino acids)
Biological process (GO): amino acid transmembrane transport
Cellular component (GO): membrane
Molecular function (GO): amino acid transmembrane transporter activity
Source: RefSeq, a predicted model, not a curated record